GUCAUAAAUAGCUUAAGGGUCAGAUUGCAAACUGCGUUUAACUUAAUCCUUCUCGUUACUUUACACGGCCCGUUCUAUCACUUUUCUAUGCCCCUACUCUUCGCGGAUAAUAUGCAUUCCAGGAAAAGACUCUGCGCGCCUAUCUACUUUGAACCUCAAACGAUAAAGGAUUCAGCUUUGAAAAAGCUUGAUGCACUGCAGAGUCUCGAACGGAGUCAAGAAUGGGUUGAUGAUUCUACAAUAUUCUUGAACGAGGAUGGCUCUUUCUCACAUGAAGUGAUUGCAGAAGGAUCCUUUAAAGCGCGUACGCAGAAAGUUUCUCUAUUCAUGGCCAAACUCUUUUCCUCGCCAGGAUCUGAAGACUCAAAAGAAGAACUGAGACUGCGUAGGGCUCGACGUCGACUGCUGGUCUCACUUCUUGCGCAUGCGUGGCUCUGGGGAAGGCCCAGAGUGUUAGACAAUCGCGGCAAUCCGGUCCCUUUCGAUGGAAGGACAGUAUUAGACCCCCAGGCUAUCAUGAAUUUCCUUGCUGAUGUUCGGGCUCGCAAGGCGAGUUGUACCUACGAAGAAAUACGAAAGUUUCUGAAGGCGGAUGUACAAGAG
Fusarium odoratissimum NRRL 54006 is the source of this 603-nucleotide messenger RNA. RefSeq lists its product as uncharacterized. The annotation marks the transcript as partial. NCBI's taxonomy places the organism in Eukaryota, Fungi, Ascomycota, Sordariomycetes, Hypocreales, Nectriaceae. The record is from RefSeq and is a predicted model, not a curated record. The transcript has a single exon.